Molecule: messenger RNA, 2269 nt
Organism: Peromyscus maniculatus bairdii (prairie deer mouse)
Lineage: Eukaryota; Metazoa; Chordata; Mammalia; Rodentia; Cricetidae
Source: RefSeq, a predicted model, not a curated record
GUGGAGUCAUGGGACUGCGUGACCUCAGAGCCCCUGGACGGGCUAGUUCUCUGACGUCAGCUCUCCUCCACCCCCGCAUCUGCUGGUCUUCAAAUGGCCCCCCUCCAGCUAGCUCCAGACACACACGGAUUGCAGAGCAAGCCGGAGAGGAGAGAAUCCAGCAGGACCCACAGCCAUGAGACAUAACAUGUCAAAGCCCUCAGAGGCAGCACGUCGUCGCUGCUCCGGCCUGACCCGGCGGGUACUCACGAUUACGUUCGCACUGCUCAUCCUGGGCCUCAUGACCUGGGCCUACGCCGCGGGCAUCCCUCUCGCCUCCGAUCGCUAUGGCCUCCUGGCCUUCGGCCUCUACGGGGCAUUCCUCAGCGCGCACCUGGUGGCGCAGAGCCUCUUCGCUUACCUGGAGCAUCGGAGGGUGGCGGAGGCGGCACGGCGCGCCUCGGCGAAGGGACCCCUAGACGCGGCCACUGCACGCAGCGUGGCGCUCACCAUCUCCGCCUACCAGGAGGAUCCCUCGUACCUGCGCCAGUGUCUGACCUCAGCACGCGCCCUGAUGUACCCUCGAGCGCGGUUGCGCGUCCUUAUGGUGGUGGACGGCAACCGCGCAGAGGAUCUGUACAUGGUGGACAUGUUCCGCGAAGUCUUCGCUGAUGAGGACCCCGCCACCUACGUGUGGGAUGGCAACUAUCAUCAGCCCUGGGAGCCGGCGGAGGGGGCAGGAGCAGUGGGUACCGGUGCCUACCGCGAGGUGGAGGCUGAGGACCCAGGGCGGCUGGCAGUGGAGGCGCUGGUGAGGACACGCAGGUGCGUGUGUGUGGCGCAGCGCUGGGGCGGCAAGCGCGAGGUCAUGUACACGGCUUUCAAGGCGCUUGGAGACUCCGUGGACUACGUGCAGGUCUGUGACUCAGACACAAGGCUAGACCCCAUGGCACUGCUGGAGCUUGUGCGAGUGCUGGAUGAAGACCCCCGGGUAGGGGCUGUUGGAGGAGAUGUAAGGAUCCUUAACCCUCUGGAUUCCUGGGUCAGCUUCUUGAGCAGCCUGCGAUACUGGGUAGCCUUCAAUGUGGAGCGAGCUUGUCAGAGCUACUUCCACUGUGUGUCCUGCAUCAGUGGUCCUCUGGGCCUGUACAGGAACAAUCUCCUGCAACAGUUCCUGGAAGCCUGGUACAACCAGAAGUUCUUGGGCACCCACUGCACUUUCGGGGAUGACAGGCACCUCACCAACCGCAUGCUCAGCAUGGGCUAUGCUACCAAAUACACCUCGCGCUCCAGAUGCUACUCGGAGACGCCCUCUUCCUUCCUGCGCUGGCUGAGCCAACAGACCCGCUGGUCCAAGUCUUACUUCCGCGAGUGGCUGUACAACGCCCUGUGGUGGCACCGCCACCAUGCAUGGAUGACCUAUGAAGCGGUGGUCUCGGGCCUCUUCCCUUUCUUCGUGGCUGCCACAGUGCUGCGGCUCUUCUACGCUGGGCGCCCGUGGGCUCUGCUCUGGGUGCUGCUGUGCGUGCAGGGUGUGGCGCUGGUUAAGGCGGCCUUUGCAGCCUGGCUAAGAGGCUGCCUCCGCAUGGUGCUGCUGUCGCUCUAUGCACCGCUCUACAUGUGUGGCCUGCUGCCUGCCAAGUUCCUGGCAUUGGUUACCAUGAAUCAAAGUGGCUGGGGCACCUCAGGCCGGAAGAAGCUAGCUGCUAACUAUGUUCCGGUGCUACCCCUGGCACUCUGGGCUCUGCUGCUGUUUGGAGGCCUGGUCCGCAGUGUUGCCCAGGAAGCGCAGGCCGACUGGAGUGGCCCAUCCCGGGCAGCUGAGGCCUACCACCUUGCUGCUGGAGCAGGCGCCUAUGUAGCCUACUGGGUGGUAAUGCUGACUCUCUAUUGGGUGGUUGUGCGGAGGCUCUGCAGGCGUCGGAGCGGUGGCUAUCGAGUUCAGGUGUGAGUCUGGCCAGGAACAUGCCCUCUGAGGGCGGUAGGGGAGGCAAGAGGAGUCCUGCAGGGUAGCUGCAGGAGCCACGAAUUCCAUGGGGGCUCCCUGGCCUCAGUUUCCCUUCUCUUUGAAAUGAGACAGCCAUCCAAGAUUCUUGGAAUGCAUUAUUGGAAUAUAGCCAAUGGACUGUGUUGGAACUCAAGACUUGUGGGUCUCUGGGGAGGGGUAAUUUAUUGAUCAGGGUGUGUGUUUGUAGGACCACGGCUAGAAGGUCCCUGUUUUCUCCCUGUUGCUAUUUAAUGUUUGUACUGUGAUUAAGAUAUAAUAAAUUUUUUAUUUAUUUUCUUCCAA